AUGGGGAUCACGGAUAAACUUUGUCAAGCUUUGCAAAACCAAUUGCAAGACAUUUUAAAUGCUACACAUUUAGUUUCAUCCACUAAAAAACUUAUUCAACAAUUUAGAGAUGAGAAAUGGGAUGACUUACUAGCUACUGUGAUAUCAUUUUGUAAGGAAUGUGGUUUAGAUGUCCCUGAUACGAAUGCUUGUUAUGUUGCAAGAUUUGGUCAAUCUUGUCUUCAACAAGAGGACUUUAGAAAUGAGCAUUAUUAUAAAGUAGAUAUUUUUAAUGCAAGAAUAGAUUCUCAAUUACAGGAACUAAAUCAUCAGUUUAGUGAGCAUGCCAUGGAGUUACUUACGCUUAGCUCAGCUCUAGACCCUCGAGAGGCAUAUGAAUCUGUUAGAGUCAGUGAUAUUUGUUUAUUGGUAGAUAAUUUUUAUCCAAUAGACUUCACAGCUAAUGAAAAGAAUGAUUUGAAAAAGGAACUUGAUCUUUAUAAGUAUGAUGUAGUUCAGCAUUCAGGGUUCAAGAAUUUGAAAAAUAUUUCAGAAUAUUGCCAAUGGAUGGUGAGAACUAGAAAAUCAGAAUACUAUCAACUUAUUUCUAGAGUGGUCAAGCUUGUGCUUACUCUUCCCGUUUCUACUGCAACUACAGACAAAUACUACAAAAGCUCAAGAAUGAGGUUUCGAGCAUUUUCCCUUGUCCUGAUGAUGGUGAGCUCUUGCUUGGCUGCAGAAAAAAAGACUUUAUCGGCCAAAAUGAAUAUGGAAGCUCAAAAGCCGCUUUUUGAUAAUGAAAAAGUUGACGUUGGGUAUGGUGGAGGCACUGUGAAUAAUCAUCAUUACAUUCUUAUGGAGGAUUUCAAUAACAACAACAAUGGUGGCGGCGGUAACAGUGGGAAUGGCAAUGGGUAA
Molecule: messenger RNA, 897 nt
Organism: Quercus lobata
Lineage: Eukaryota; Viridiplantae; Streptophyta; Magnoliopsida; Fagales; Fagaceae
Exons: 2
Coding region: 1-897 (298 amino acids)
Source: RefSeq, a predicted model, not a curated record